ACAUAUACUGAUAAAGAUGGCACAGUUUAUGAAUGGGAUGAUGAGAAGAAAGCUUGGUUUCCAAAGAUUGAUGAAGAUUUUAUUGCAAAUUAUCAGUUAAAUUAUGGUAACAAUGGUCAAACAUCUGAGGAAAAACAAGAAGAGAACUCUGAGAAAUCUACAGAAUAUGAUCAGAAAGCAUAUGAAAAAUAUUGUCGCGAAUAUUAUAAUUAUUAUGGUUAUGAAUAUAAAGGAGAUGAAGCUACCUCUACCACCUGGUUUAAAUAUGAAGCUGAUGAAGGAACCCAUGUUUAUGUCAGUGGUUUACCAUCUAGUAUCACUGAAGAAGAAUUUCAACAACUCAUGUCCAAAUAUGGACUUAUUAUGUUUGAUCCACAUAAUAAAAAACCUAAAUUGAAAUUAUAUAAAGACAGUGAAGGGAAUAUGAAAGGUGAUGGUCUCUGUUGCUAUAUAAAGAAAGAAUCAGUAGAUUUGGCAUUGAAGUUAUUAGAUGGUUUAGAAUAUAAUGGAAGUACAAUCAGUGUAGAAAAAGCACAAUUUGAAAUGAAGGGUGAAUUUGAUCCAACAAAGAAGAAAAAGAAAUUGAGUAAUAAACAAAAGAGAAAAAUGAAGGAAAAACAAGAAAAAUUAUUUGAAUGGAAGCUAGAUAAACCAGUUGAUAUCCGAUUAAAACAUGAAAGAAUUGUCAUUCUUAAAAAUAUGUUUGAUCCAAAAGAAUUUGAGACUGAUCCAUCAUUAAUUAAUGAAUUAAGAGAAGAUGUAAGAACAGAAUGUUCUAAAUUUGGUGAUGUUAGAAAAGUUACCGUUUAUGAUCGUAAUGUAGAAGGUACAAUAUCUGUAAUGUUUAAAACACCAGAAGAAGCUGAUGUUUGUAUUGAAGCUUUACAUGGUCGAUGGUUUGCUAAAAAACAAAUACACGCUGAAACUUAUGAUGGUAAAACUAAAUAUGAAGUAGAGGAAACAGAAGAAGAAAAAGCUGAACGUAUUCAAACUUGGAAUAAAUUUCUUGAAGGUGAAGCAUCUGCUAAUAGUGACUCUAAAGGU
Messenger RNA from Lottia gigantea (owl limpet), 1044 nucleotides. RefSeq lists its product as hypothetical. The record is from RefSeq and is a predicted model, not a curated record. The annotation marks the transcript as partial. Gene Ontology annotation, cellular component: U2 snRNP; U2-type spliceosomal complex. Gene Ontology annotation, biological process: mRNA splicing, via spliceosome. The transcript is spliced from 7 exons. Lineage: Eukaryota; Metazoa; Mollusca; Gastropoda; Lottiidae. Gene Ontology annotation, molecular function: RNA binding.